AUGUCCUUGUCAAGUAUUUAUAUUCUGGAUAAUAAAGGCAAGAUCCUCAUAUCCAGGGAUUACAGAGGCGACUCCAAAGAUUAUAUAGAGUAUUUCGUAAAGUUGCUUAAUGAAUCCGAAGACCAAAAUCUACACCGACCCGUGUUAUCAUCUACUGAGGCUUCAUUUGCUUACAUUAAGAAAAACGAUCUUUUUAUAGUAUGUAUUAUAAGAAAAAAUGCCAAUAUAGCAUUGAUAUUUGCGUUUUUACGAAAGUUUUUAAAUACAAUGGUUGAGUAUUUCAAGGAAUUAGAAGAAGAAAGCAUUCAAGAUAACUUUGUGAUUAUUCACGAGCUUUUAGAUGAAGUUGUGGACUACGGUUACCCACAAAUAACCGACUCAAAAAUCCUUCAAGAAUACAUUACCCAAAAAGGUUAUAAGCUAAAGAAAAAGAUAACUAUCCCCCCGGUGGUAACAAAUUGCGUAUCCUGGAGGCCAGAGGGCCUAAAGUACAAAAGAAACGAGGUGUUUCUUGACGUCAUAGAAUCAAUUAAUGUUCUUAUGAAUGCAAACGGCAGUCUGGUCAAAGCGGAAGUAAAUGGUGUGGUACAAAUGAAGGUUCAUUUGAGCGGAAUGCCUCAACUACGAUUGGGAUUCAGCGACAAAUUAAUCCUGGAUAAUUCCCACUAUGGAUCCCUGGAGGACGUUAAAUUCCACCACUGCGUGCAGCUAUCCAGAUUUAACAACGACAAGACAAUCUAUUUCAUACCACCGGACGGCGAUUUCGAGUUGAUGUCUUACAGGUUAAAUCCUGAAAUAAGUCCGAUUUUUCUGCUCAACUCUCACGUGGAACAUCACGCACACAGCAGGGUGGAGUACACGAUACUGCUGAAGUCGCAGUUUAAAAAAUGCGCGAUAGCUCAUAACGUCGAAGUGCAAAUUCCCGUGUCUAACGACGUCGAUUCUCCCAGUUUGUCGUGUUCGAUUGGUGCAGCGUCCUAUCGGCCGGAAAAUAAUGCCAUAUUGUGGCUGAUUAAAUCGAUGGCCGGAGGGCUGGAGUAUUAUCUGAAAGCGGCUUUCAGGCUUUCCAGUUUUGUUUCCGAUGAAGAGGAAAGGAAAAUUCCCAUACAGAUUAAAUUUUCAAUUCCGUACUUUACCGUGUCCAAGUUGCAUAUAAGGUACAUCAAGAUUAUCGAGAAGAACGACACUAAGUCUUUGACUUGGGUUAGGUAUACGACGCAGAAUGGCGACUACCAAAUACGAAUAGUUUGA
Brassicogethes aeneus is the source of this 1251-nucleotide messenger RNA. The record is from the annotation of a GenBank genome assembly. NCBI's taxonomy places the organism in Eukaryota, Metazoa, Arthropoda, Insecta, Coleoptera, Nitidulidae.